GAGAUGAUGAGGACGUUGGCGGUGGUGUGCACGCCUAAGGAGGGUGAAACUACCAGGAAAUUGGCCUGUUGACGCUCCUAUUUGUCUCAGGAAUACACCUUGUACCCUCCGCUCCGCUCGAAUGCUUGCAAGUGUCUGGCAUGUCUGUCGCCAUGCCUGCGAAGACAGGAAAGCGGUCUCUUGAGGACCAAGUCUUCAGCUCAAAGCCUGUCUACCGGCAGCGGCAUUUCAGACAUCGCGUCAGAGCAGUUCAAGCUGUCAUGCCUAGAGAGGAAUCCCCAAGACCAAGGAAGAGGCGGAGGAUCCAGACAACAAUGACCCAGCUUGAACUCGGCAGACGCAGCUUCCUGGACGUCAUUGGAGACAGCGACGGCGACGAGGAGUCUGCGGAUGAGAGGGAUGCGACUAGAAAGCCGGCACGAGCAACGCGCAAGUCUAGACUGCCUGCUAAGACGGAAAGUCAAGACACGCUUACGCAGUUCGUCAAACGCUCUUCAGAUCAUAGAGGAACGGUAAUACGUGAUUCGGAGGAUGAGGACGAGGAAGCGACACUAUCGGAUGAUGAAGGGCCCAAUCCAGACGAAGCGGGUGUGAAACAGCCACUGCCAGCUCCAAAGCACGCUCUCCAGCCUUCUGAGCACGCUAUGCAGCACAAGUGUCGAAAAAAAAACUUGGAGCAAGCCGGCCGAGAAUACGACGGGGAAGGGCAAAGCUCUCCCGAAAUGCAUACCGUACAGCCAGCCUCAACUUCUCGUGCUGGACGCCGCGAAUUCACAACACCAAAAAAAAUCCGAGUACUGCCUGUGCCUUCUUCGAGGUCACCGCCCGACACGCAUCUCUCAACCCAAGUCACUCCACGCCUUGUUGAGCUGCCGGAGCCGAGAUCACCUCUAGAAGAGAAGUCAGUGAACAUCCAAUCCUCGCAUUGGACAUCUGGAGACGCCAAAACACCCAAUCGUUUGACGCAAAAUCCUCGGUCUAAUCCAGAAAGGAUCCGUGAAUCUCCAUCCAAGCGCCGGGUUCGAGAUUUCAACGCUCGUCUUGCCUUGUUCGAGAAGGAGAACGCCCGGUCAGGAAUGCAGAGACAAAGUAAUCGAUCUAGUGUUUUGCGCUCAAGCACACGCUCAUCGAUUGAUAUGCAAGCUGCACCACUACGUGCUGCCAAUUGCGAAAGCCAGUAUCCAAUGCCAGGUAUUGAAACUCAAGAUGCUUUGUUUCAGCUACCGGCAGUGGAUGGUGCCUCUCACCUGAGUGGGGCAAUUCCGUGCAGUGGUGGCCAAGGGCAGGUGCAUCUCGACGAUCAGAUGGGGCUUUCAACAGAAAGACAUUCUCACUCCGAGGGAGAAGAGGGACAAAUCUUGAUUCCAUCCUCACAGACUCAGAAGCCAUCAAAAAUAAACGAUACCAAUGAGCUCGACGACGCCGAUUUGCGUAAAACUAGCAGCCCGUGCCUCAAACAAGAAUCGCUACCAGGAAGCACGUACACUUCCAAGACUGCUUUGGAGUUUUCUCUGAGAGAUACGCAAGAUCUAGCAUCCGAUCAACUCAUGAGAGAAACGCAACAAAUGUUCUUUGAGCGAGUGCCCUCAAGUCCGCCUUUUAUGACGCCGUCGGCACGUGCCAGGUCGAAUGGGUCCAUCUCUGCAUCUCCAAGUCGCUCUCAUCAAGUCCGUCCCUCGCAAGCAACGACAGUUGACGAGACAAUGACGUCUUCGUCAUUACGUGGUCAGCAUGGCAGCGUAUUCUCAGUGCAGCCGAAAUUCACCUCUCAGACGAACGUUGUUUACAGUUCGCCAUUGAAUACGCCACGACGACCGCAAACUAUCAAUGUCACUGCUAAAUCCAAGUCGAGAUUUCCUAAUGUACAAAAUGGCCUGGCAGAUUUAUCCUCCUCUCCGCGAUUGCCUGAACCAAAGACCCCGAGCAUCCUUCGCAACCUUAAAGCGCCAUUGCGACUGAACGAUCUAGUAUCCGACAGCUUAGAGCACAGUUAUCCAAUGCCUCCUUCGUGGCGUUAUGACGAGGAUCAGGACGAGGAUGAGGAUGACGAAUUGUAGCAGGUGCUCCAGCGGCACCAUAAAAAUAGCAGCUCAUUAGAAAUUCAUACGUUUUCAUCCA
This is a messenger RNA of Verruconis gallopava, 2118 nucleotides long. RefSeq lists its product as uncharacterized. The transcript has a single exon. Bases 141 to 2057 code for a protein of 638 amino acids. The record is from RefSeq and is a predicted model, not a curated record. Lineage: Eukaryota; Fungi; Ascomycota; Dothideomycetes; Venturiales; Sympoventuriaceae.